AGACUUAUUUUAUAUUAAAAAACAAAUUACAAAUACUUAAAGAAUAAAAUUCAGUUUUUAGAGUUAAAUAGAAGUGUGUAAAAUGCGAAGCGAGGCACCACAGUUUAAAAGAUGUUGUUUUUGUGUUCCUUUAAGGAGAGGGUUGAUCGGGUGGGGAUAUUGCAAGCUGGUCCUCAACGUGUUAACGUUCGCAUACGUAAUACUGAUAUGCUCUCUGAUUCGGCGCCACAGUUUUUUUAGUUUUAAAGACAUCGCAAUCUUUAUUGUCAUUUUUGCGAUCGUGAUAACAGACACUUGUUUUAAUAUUGUCUUCGUCGUCGCCGGCCAUCGGAAAAGCGUCAAGUUGCUACGAGUAUCAUAUAUCUACAACAUGGUGUCUCUGGGUCUAGUGAUUUUGGCUCAUUGUUUCAAAAUCUGCACAAACCUUUACUACAUCUAUUAUUUGUCGCAAUAUAUGGGAUUCUACACGUUCUUCCUAGUUGAUCUUAUGGUCAGCGCGGCUCUUGCGUUUGGUGUCAUUUUUGUACAAGUAUACGUGAUAUUACUGAUACGCAGCGAGAUGGUAAAAUUGCAGAACCAGUCGUUAGAAAUUCAGUUCUCUAAUCAUUUAGUUGGUGAGCCGCAGUGCACGCUUCACAAUACGUCAGAACAGUGCACGGAGAAGAAACAAGCAGUGCAGAACUGUUGCACGGAUAAGAAACAAGCAGUGCAGAACUGUUGCACGGAGGAGAAACAAUUUGUGCAAGAAUGUUGCACGGAUAAGAAUCAAUUUGGGGAAAACUGUUGCAUGGAUGAAAAAUAAGCUAAUUAAGAAUGUUACAAUAGGUAAUUACAUACAGGCAACAUG
Messenger RNA from Cydia fagiglandana, 847 nucleotides. RefSeq lists its product as uncharacterized. Bases 83 to 802 code for a protein of 239 amino acids. Lineage: Eukaryota; Metazoa; Arthropoda; Insecta; Lepidoptera; Tortricidae. The transcript is spliced from 4 exons. The record is from RefSeq and is a predicted model, not a curated record.